AUGUUUGGAAAGAAGGAUUUUCUGGGAAUGAUUGGGCUUCAAUUGGCAAUUGGCUUCAAGAAGAAAAAUGGAAACUAUUUACGUUCCUUGUGUGCUGAGAAGAUGGCUGGAGCGACGAAAGAAGACGAUUUCGAGUACAAUUCGGACAAGCAGAUUCUCUUCAAGGUUGGGAAAGUUAUUGGAAAGCGUUGGCAAAUUGAUAAGAAGUUGGACGAAGGAGGAUUCGGUCAAGUUUAUCAGGUGAUCGAUCUUCAGAACCGAAGUCGCCCAGCCGCUCUCAAAGUCGAAUCGGUGAUGAUGGAGGGUGGAUCUGCAAUUAAAUUAGAGAUCAACGUCUUGGAGCAAUGCAACAAGAGAAAGCAACUCACUCAUCUGCCGAUCUUGUUCUCCGCGAAGAAACAUGAGAAAUACGUUUACAUGGUGAUGGAGCUUCUAGGAAAGAAUUUACGAGACUUUAAGACUGCUUAUACAAAGGACUUGCUUCCUGAGAAAGAUUGGUCCCGAAUCGGCCUUCAAAUUUUACAUGCUGUCAAGUCAAUGCACGAUCGAGGUUUUGUUCAUCGGGAUCUCAAGCCAGCCAACAUCGUCUUUGGCCACCAAUCGAAUAUGGCCAAAUUUCGCACGAUUCAUGUGUUGGACUUUGGAUUGGCAAGGGGCUACGCCUUCUACAAGAAAGGACAUUGGACGGCACGAAAGGCUCGAUUGAGAAUCGAUUUCCGAGGAACAUUCCGAUAUGCGUCUCCUAAUAUGCACAGGGAUGAGGAUCUUGGUCGUCGUGAUGAUAUCUACUCGAUCAUGUACAUUCUCCUCGAGUUUAACGUCAGCCUACCAUGGCAAUUCGAGAAAGACAAGGACAAGGUUCAAAACUUGAAGUGGUUCUACGAAGACAAUCCAAAGAAGCUUUCGACCAUGUUACCUGCUGAGUUGGGCGAAGUGCUGCCACAUUUACGACAGCUCACGUUUUACUCUCGACCGAACUACUCAAUUCUCUACGAUGGAUUGUUGGCUGUGAUGAAACGCCACCGUGUCACAUUGAACGAUCGUUAUGUCCAUGAGCCCGAAGAUUUAUACAAGGAAUGGGUAAAAGCCGGUUCAAAACGUUGCCAAUGUGAGGAUAUGAGUGCAUUUAUGAAAGCCGAUCCGAUUCGAAUCAAUGGACCUCCAACUUCUUCAACGACAACGAUUCAGGAUCCUGGCCCAACCAAGGAAGACCCAAUGCUCGAAGGUAAAUCGGUGAACACGAAUCCGAGCGGACGCACAAAGAGUCAAUUUGAUCGUGGAUCAAGCGUGAGCACUCACACUAGCGGUAUGGCGAAUAGCAAGGGUACGCAGAAGAAA
Mesorhabditis belari is the source of this 1338-nucleotide messenger RNA. NCBI's taxonomy places the organism in Eukaryota, Metazoa, Nematoda, Chromadorea, Rhabditida, Rhabditidae. The record is from the annotation of a GenBank genome assembly.